Molecule: messenger RNA, 879 nt
Organism: Polistes dominula (European paper wasp)
Lineage: Eukaryota; Metazoa; Arthropoda; Insecta; Hymenoptera; Vespidae
Product: ADP-ribosylation factor 1
Molecular function (GO): GTPase activity; GTP binding
Source: RefSeq, a predicted model, not a curated record
GCGUGAAAUACAUGUCGAAGGUCGAAAGAGAGUUUGCGCGCGUUGACAUGCUGAUAUGUAAUAGAGAAUAAAUGAAAAACGUGUCUGCUGUGUAUUUAUUCUGAAAGAAAGGAAGAAUCAUUAAAUAAAUACUAUGUUUUCUAAUGGACGUAAAACGAUAUUCUUGGCUGGUUGUGCGUGUAUUGGAGCAUACGUUGCUUAUCGAUAUUGGAAAAAAAGAGAAUUGAAGUCAAUCGAUGAAGGUUUCGACGAAGUUACUAAGAUCGAUGACAAUUAUGAAAAGAGGAUACUUUUACUUGGUUUAGACGGAGCAGGUAAAACGUCUUUAAUGAAUCAAGCAUGCAUCAUCUAUGGCGAUAAACAACCGUAUAGAAUUCCACCUCAACCUACUCAAGGUUUUACUGUAUAUAGAAUCAAAUUUGGAUCUUUUACAUAUAAUGUUUGGGAAAUUGGAGGUGCAGAAAACAAUAGGAAGUAUUGGUCAAACUUUUUACAAGACACCGAUCUUUUGAUAUUUAUGGUAGAUGCUUCUGAUACGAGUAAAUUAUCUUUAGCUGUUUCAACGUUCAAACAAUUAUUAGGAGAUUCACGAAUAGAUACUGUACCAAUAUUAGUUGUUGCCAAUAAACAGGAUGCUCCUAAUGCACUUACACCACAUAAAGUAAAAGAAGCUUUAGAUGUGGAAAGUAUUUCUCCACAUAAACAUAAGGUAGAAGUUAUCGGAUGCCAAACGAGGCCUGUACCUGAUCUUCUAUCAAGCUCCAUAGAAUGUACCUCGUAUCAUAAGUCUGUAAGGACUGUUACUACAAAAUUUUGUUCUAUGAUUGGUUAAUUAAGAAAUUGGCAUUUUUUAAUUUAUUUAUUUCAUUUAUUCAAAGU